Messenger RNA from Radiomyces spectabilis, 826 nucleotides. RefSeq lists its product as uncharacterized. Lineage: Eukaryota; Fungi; Mucoromycota; Mucoromycetes; Mucorales; Radiomycetaceae. The record is from RefSeq and is a predicted model, not a curated record. The transcript has 3 exons. Bases 180 to 740 code for a protein of 186 amino acids.
UACAAAGUCAGUUAGUCAUCUCUAUUUUCUUAAUUCAACUCCUUUCCUUCACCCUUUCUCCUCCGCCUUUUUGUCUUUUUUUCGCCUUUUUCCUUCUGUUUUCUAAAGUUUUCCCUGCUCUCUGCUUGCUCACUUACUAUUUUUCGCCGCCGUUUUGCUUUUACUGCAUCUUAUAAAUAAUGAUACCAUGGUUUCACGCACACUGGCUCGUUCUUUUAUUCAUAGUCAUGUCCCCAUGUGUCUGUGGGAAUCUGUUCAUCCAACUAUCGAGACCUUCCAUUACUCAAGACGUUGUAUGGAUCUACUCCAAUUCGUCGUCCAUCCAGCAUACCAGUGCCGAUAUCGCUAGCAUCAGCUACGAUGAGGAUAUUCAGCCCGUCAUGAACCUCACUCAACCUAGCAAGAGUGGUCUCAGGGGCAUUUUGUACAACCGAGGAUUGGCUUGUUCGUCUCCGAAUCAAACCUCAUCCUCCCUCUUUUACGAUAAUAAUGAUAUACCCAGAAUUGCCCUCAUCCAAAGCGGCGGGCCAUGUUCCUUUGCCGAUAAACUUAAUUGGGCCCAGUUGGAUGGAGCUAUCGGCGCCAUUGUCUAUGCAGAAAAUAAUAAUUCCAUUAAUCCAGAAAAUACCGUGCCUAUUGCAUUAAUAAUCGUUUGGGGUUUCAACUACUUCAUCGCCUCGAACUUGUGGCCAAAGUACCCGAAGACAUUUCUAAUCGAAAUCACAGCAAACAAGCUGUGAGAAUUCUGAUGAUGCCCGCCGAUUCAGGGACUGCCAAUCCAUGGGAACUUACAUUGAUUAUUAUGAUUGUCCUUUUAGCAGUGAGU